AUGAGCUCUUUUGAGAAGGUUGUUGUCAUUGACGGAAAAGGACACUUGUUGGGAAGAUUGGCCUCCACUAUUGCCAAGGAGCUUCUCAACGGCCAGAAGAUUGUCGUUGUGAGAUGUGAGGCUCUCAACAUCUCUGGUGAAUUCUUCAGAAACAAAUUGAAGUACCACGACUACCUGAGAAAGAGAACCAGAUUCAACGCCAACAGAGGACCUUUCCACUUCAGAGCCCCAUCCAGAAUUCUCUACAAGGCUGUCAGAGGUAUGAUUUCCCACAAGACCGCCAGAGGUAAGGCUGCUCUGGAGAGAUUAAAGGUGUUUGAAGGUGUUCCACCUCCAUACGACAAGAAGAAGAGAGUUGUUGUUCCUCAGGCCCUGAGAGUCCUGAGAUUGAAGCCAGGCAGAAAGUACACCACUUUGGGCAAGCUUUCUUCCUCUGUUGGAUGGAAAUACGAGUCCGUCGUCGAUGCUCUGGAAGAGAAGCGUAAGGUUAGAUCUGCUGAGUACUACGCCAAGAAGAAGGCUCAACUUAGAAAGGUCACUGCUGCCAAGUCUGCUGUUGCUACAUCUGAGGCCUCUACCAAGCUUUCUGCUCUUGGUUACUGA
Molecule: messenger RNA, 603 nt
Organism: Ogataea angusta
Lineage: Eukaryota; Fungi; Ascomycota; Pichiomycetes; Pichiales; Pichiaceae
Exons: 1
Coding region: 1-603 (200 amino acids)
Biological process (GO): negative regulation of translation; translation
Cellular component (GO): cytosolic large ribosomal subunit; ribosome
Molecular function (GO): mRNA binding; structural constituent of ribosome
Source: RefSeq, a predicted model, not a curated record